AUGAAGGAAAUUGGAGAAGAAAUGACAGUUAUUCGAGAACAGCGCGUCAGGAUUGACAGAAGCGAAGUUGAAGGUGAAGGCGUUUUCCCAAACCCAAGCGCACCACCUGCCAGCUGUCCAGAAGUAGCAUUACCUGACAGCCAAGAUAAUCUUGAGGUAACAUCUGAAGUAUCAGAAGGCUGUGUGGACAUUUGUUGUGGGUGUGACAGUCGGUAUAAGUGGUACGAUGACGAAGGAAAAGGUUUGUGCUGCCUUUUCCUGUUCCAUUUUCCAUUUUUGGUGAUAUUCUUGUCCAUACUUGCUGCAAUCACGUAUUUUCUGUAUUGGUAUAUCAUCGAUUGAUAUACCAGUAGCAGCUGUUGUGUACUACGAACACUGACUGGUGUCAGUGACUCUGAUGCAACCCCCGAAUCAUUCCCAAAGCAUGAAUUUUAUGAUCUUUUCAGUCAGCUGUAUUAUUCAAUCAAUCCCCCAUCUUCCAGAA
This is a messenger RNA of Pocillopora verrucosa, 484 nucleotides long. Lineage: Eukaryota; Metazoa; Cnidaria; Anthozoa; Scleractinia; Pocilloporidae. The record is from RefSeq and is a predicted model, not a curated record.